AUCGAUUAUGUUGGCUAUCGUGUAUCCAGAGAAGGCAUUUCCCCUGAUCCCUCAAAGGCGAAGGAGAUCUCUGCUAUCAGUACUCCGACCAAUUUCACCAAACCCUUCAUCGUACAAGCUGAUGGGAGCAGUCACGGUCUCGGAGCUGCUCUCUGUCAAGUGGAUGAUAACGGUGUGGAGCGUCCCAUAAAGUUCGCCAGUCGAGCUCUGUCAUCAGCCGAAAUCGAUAUCCUUCCUCCGGUCCUGCCAAGAGUAAUGGCCGUGAUGGCAAUGAUCGGUCGUAUUGUGCAGUGUGUCAUAGAGGAGGCAAAAGGCGGCGGGUUCCAGAUCAUUCAAAAUCUACCGCAAGGUGGAGAUGAUAGCCUCUAUAAAUUAGACCCCAUCGAUGGUGCUUUACUAAUGGUUGCUCCAUAUCCUGAUGCCUGGGAUAUACCGGAAGAUGUGGAGAAGUUG
This is a messenger RNA of Perkinsus marinus ATCC 50983, 453 nucleotides long. RefSeq lists its product as hypothetical. The transcript is spliced from 4 exons. The annotation marks the transcript as partial. The record is from RefSeq and is a predicted model, not a curated record. NCBI's taxonomy places the organism in Eukaryota, Perkinsozoa, Perkinsida, Perkinsidae.